GUGAUACAAGCUUUGCCAUGUCGUGCUCGGACGAUCUCAUUCUGCAUGAGCAAUGAUGCACCAUACUUUCUGAAGCUCUCUUUGCGCGCCCGAGCUUUGCCAGUAAAGAAACUGGUCCAAUUUUCCGCCACGAGCUACGCCUGCUACUUGCUGUGUUUCUUGCUUGUGUACCACACGAAUGCUCUUACUCGCAACACCGCCACAAUGGUUGGUAAGACCUCUGAUGUGGGCAGUGCUGAGCAGCAGGAAAGGCAUCUGAACAGCGAGAAUCAUGACGAUGAUGGCGUGUUUGGGAAGUUGAGGACGAAGUUGAAGGAUACCAAGUUGCAUGAUGUCAAGAUUGGCGCUGUGCAUCUCAAGCAUCGAAUCGGCAAGUUCCAAAACCUGGUUAAUACGAACCAUCGACACGACGAGGAACACGAACAGAGAACAGAUGCGAAACGAACGAGGAUCGCGGAACAGCAUAGAUUCCAAAGCUUUGCGCCGGAGCGGGAUGGAAACCUGAUCAAAUGGUACAUCGAUGGAAGAGACUACUUUCAUGCUGUUUCUGUCGCAUUGGAACGCGCGAAGGAGACGAUUUAUAUCGCAGACUGGUGGCUGAGCCCGGAGCUCUUUUUACGACGACCACCUUACCACCACCAACAAUGGCGACUCGAUGCUGUUCUCAAGCGUGCGGCAGAGCGUGGCGUGAAGAUCUACAUCAUUGUCUACAAAGAGGUCGAGCAUGCUUUGACGUGCAACUCUCAGCACACUAAAAAGGCACUGGCUUCGCUCUGUCCUGAAGGAAGCCCAGGCUAUGGCAAUAUCAAUGUCAUGCGCCAUCCGGACCACAAUGUGCUGGAAAAUGCUUCGGAUAUGACAUUCUACUGGGCACAUCACGAAAAGUUCAUCGUCAUCGACUACGACCUCGCCUUCAUUGGAGGUCUCGAUCUCUGCUUUGGUCGCUGGGAUAACAGACAACACGUCCUUGCCGAUGCUCACCCAGCAGGUGUGCAAAACGAGCUGUUCCCGGGCCAGGACUUCAACAACAACAGAAUCAUGGACUUCCAGUCUGUGCAAGAUUGGAAGAGCAAUGAAGUGUCAAAGGCAGAAUAUGGACGCAUGCCGUGGCACGAUGUCGCAAUGGGCCUCAUUGGACCUUGUAUUUACGAUAUCGCGGAACACUUCGUGCUGAGGUGGAAUUUCUGCAAACGUGACAAGUAUAAGCGCGAUGAUCGAUAUGACUGGCUUACAUUGACUGGCCGAACUGGUGAAGACGAAGAUCUUAUCGGUGUCCAGAGGCCUAAGCACCCGGUGGGCGACUAUCUCCACCAUCCACUUUCACCAUUGCACACGAAGCGGGGGAACCCCAGGCAGGGCAGAACGGUACAGCAUCGAGACACGGAAGGAGGUGCGGCACAAGAGCUGGAACCUAUCAACGAUGGAUCUGAGCAGUUCCUUGACGAGGCUGAAGACGUGGACGAGCAUGGCUAUACGCGACACCAGCAUAGACAUGGGCACGGAUUGCAGAAAGAGCUGAAGCAGCGCGGAAUCCAUGGGCCAGGACAUGACAAACAGAGACUUGUGGAUGACCACUUGAAACCACAAGCGCAGGAGAAUGCUCAUGUCACCGGAAACGAUCCCAAAAACGAAGGCACUGUCUCGGCCUCGGGUGGUAUCGAGGAGAAGAGCAAGGGCUACGAAUCGAAUAAGGUCGAUGAUGGCAUAAUUGUCUCUCAAGGCACGGUUCACGCGCAACUAGUGCGCUCCUCUGCAGACUGGUCUUCUGGUAUUCUGGCCGAGCAAAGCAUUCAAACAGCGUAUUGCCAGGUCAUUAGAGCCGCGAAGCACUUCGUCUACAUCGAGAACCAAUUCUUCAUAACGGCUACGGGAGACAAGCAAUCACCAGUCCAUAACCUCAUCGGAGCCGCCAUCGUGGAUGCAGUCCUCGCUGCAGCGAAAGAGAAUCGCAAGUUCAGAGUCAUCAUCAUGAUGCCUGCAAUCCCAGGCUUCGCGGGAGACCUGCGGGACAGUGCAGCCGCCGGGACACGCGCGAUCAUGGAUUACCAAUAUAAGUCCAUCUGCAGAGGCGACGAGAGUAUAUUUGGCAAGAUUAAAGCGGCCGGUGUGGAUCCGACACAAUACGUAUUCUGCUUCAAUCUGCGUUCGUACGAUCGUCUUAACAAGACUCCCGAAUUGAAGAAGCAAGAGGAGCAGAGUGGUGUCACGUAUCAGGAAGUCCAGCGUGCUGAAGCUGAGGAGGUCAUGGGAGAUGCUGUGCAUGCUAGUGAGGAAGUUGAGGGUGGUGGCAAAGCUGGAGUGCGAGAAACUGCAAAGGAGGGCAAGUUCAAAGGUCUUUUCAACAAGGCUCGCAGAACUAGCGUCGACAUUGAUGAGGAGGACAAAGUCCAUCCUGAAGACGAUAAUGAGAAUGCAGGGGUGCUUGCUGAGAAGAGGAGAAAGUUUGAGGAGAAUGCUCAUCCUAAUGCUGAGGGCCAUGCCAAGAGUGCUGACACUAUCGCUAAGGAUGCGAUGUUGGGUGAGAAGAAGCCAAGUGAAGAAGGGUAUCCAGGCCGCAAGGACGAUGGUACGAAGGAUGGAGAUGAUGAAGAGAGCGAGGAUGCGAGACAACAAGAGUUGGAGAACUUCGUUCAAGAGGAGCUCUACAUUCACGGAAAGGUCCUCAUCGUUGACGACAGAGUCGUGUUGUGCGGAUCCUCCAACAUCAACGACCGAAGUCAGCUGGGCUUCCAUGAUUCUGAGCUUACCAUCGUAAUGGAAGACACACGACCAUUGCCAUCCAAAAUGGACGGCCAAGAGUAUCACGCAGGGCAUCACGCCGCGACACUGCGUCGCAUGCUCUGGCGAGAACAUCUCGGUCUUCUCCGUGCUCAAGACCUGGACGCCGAGAACGACCCAAACGCCCAGCCACCCGGAGACGCAGAGAACGACUGGUGCCAAGGAGAUGAAUGGGAUCAAUUCGUCGAAGAUCCUCUAUCAGACGAGCUCUGGGCAAUGUGGACGAAACGCGCCACGACCAAUACCAAGAUUUUCAGACACUUAUUCCACGCGGAUCCAGAUGACAACGUCAAGAAUUUUGAGGAUUAUGACAGAUUCUUAGGAGCCAAGGGCUCAAGGAAGGCAGGCCAUAUCUACGAUCAAUUCCAGCCCGUUGAAGUCGCGAGACAGGAACUGGACAAAAUCAAGGGGCAUAUUGUGUGGAUGCCAUUGAGAUUCUUGGAGGAAGCUGAAUUGGCGGAGCGUGGGUUGCAGGUCAACUCUAUGACUGAGAGUAUUUAUACUUAGUUCUUCGUUGGGUGUACAGUAUCGGCAUUUCGCAUGGAGCUUGGGAGGCUUUCUCGAGGCGUUUUGGUCAUAUUCUGCACGCGAUGCGCGCAUGUAGUAGAUACAAGCAUUCGAAU
Molecule: messenger RNA, 3401 nt
Organism: Cercospora beticola
Lineage: Eukaryota; Fungi; Ascomycota; Dothideomycetes; Mycosphaerellales; Mycosphaerellaceae
Biological process (GO): phosphatidic acid biosynthetic process; phospholipid catabolic process; intracellular signal transduction
Cellular component (GO): intracellular membrane-bounded organelle
Molecular function (GO): D-type glycerophospholipase activity
Source: RefSeq, a predicted model, not a curated record